Acaromyces ingoldii is the source of this 447-nucleotide messenger RNA. Its product is annotated as putative mago nashi protein. Bases 1 to 447 code for a protein of 148 amino acids. The transcript is spliced from 5 exons. NCBI's taxonomy places the organism in Eukaryota, Fungi, Basidiomycota, Exobasidiomycetes, Exobasidiales, Cryptobasidiaceae. Gene Ontology annotation, biological process: RNA splicing. Gene Ontology annotation, cellular component: exon-exon junction complex; nucleus. The record is from RefSeq and is a predicted model, not a curated record.
AUGAGCGACUUCUACGUCCGCUACUACACCGGCCAUCAGGGCAAGCACGGGCAUGAGUUUCUCGAAUUCGAGUACUCGCGGGGACGGCUCCGGUAUGCCAACAACUCAAACUACCGCAACGACAGCCUGAUCCGCAAGGAGAUGUGGGUCAGCCCCAUCCUGAUCGAGCAGAUCCGGGAAAUUGUGAGCGAGAGCGAAAUCAUGAGGGAAGACGACGCAAAGUGGCCAAAGAAGAACGUCGUUGGUCGGCAAGAGCUCGAGAUUCGGUUGGGCAACGAGCAUAUUUCUUUCGAGACGGCAAAGAUCAACUCGCUCGUCGACAUCCAAGAUAGCGAGGAUCCAGAAGGGCUGCGGGUGUUCUACUACCUCAUCCAGGACCUCAAGUCGCUCAUCUUCAGCCUCAUCAACCUGCACUUCAAGGUGAGACGAACCCCGGUGCACUAUUAG